Castor canadensis (American beaver) is the source of this 989-nucleotide messenger RNA. Lineage: Eukaryota; Metazoa; Chordata; Mammalia; Rodentia; Castoridae. The record is from RefSeq and is a predicted model, not a curated record.
CCCAGGUAGUGCCGCUCGGCGCGGCACUGAGCGGCGCGAACACGGGAUGAGGGACUGCCGCCUCUGCUCCUUCGACGCCGCGCGAGGGCCCCGGCGGCUGAUGCGCGUGGGCCUGGCGCUGAUCCUGGUGGGCCACGUGAACUUGCUGGUGGGAGCUGUGCUGCACGGUACAGUCCUGCGACACGUGGCCAAUCCCCGCGGCGCCGUCACGCCGGAGUACACCACUGCCAAUGUCAUCUCCGUGGGCUCUGGGCUGCUGGUGAGCACUUCGGGCGGACUGAGUGGGAUGGGUGCGCCGAAAGGCAGAGGGCAAAAGGCUUGGUGUCUUCCACAGAGCGUUUCCGUGGGACUUGUGGCCCUGUUGGCAUCCAGGAACCUUCUUCACCCACUACUGCACUGGGCCCUGCUGGCACUGGCUCUGGUGAAUCUGCUCCUGUCUGCUGCCUGCUCCAUGGGCCUCCUCCUUGCUGUGUGCCUCACUGUGGCCAACGGUGGCCGCCGUCUUAUUGCUGACUGCCAUCCAGGGCUGCUGGAUCCUUCCAUACCACUGGAUCAGGGCCCUGGGCAAACCAACUGCUCCUUUGAUCCCACAAGAAUCUAUGAUACAGCCUUGGCUCUCUGGAUCCCUUCUCUGCUCAUGUCUGCAGCAGAAGCUGCUCUGUCUGGUUACUGCUGUGUGGCCGCACUCACCUUACGUGGAGUUGGGCCCUGCAGGAAGGAAGGGUUUCAGGAACAGCUGGAGGAACUGACAGAGCUUGAACCUCCAAUAUGUAAAAGGCAGGAAAAUGUGAAGCUACUGGAUCAACAUCAAGAAUUUCAGGCCUCAGAGAAAACCUGGGUUUAGGACAGCUAAAGGGCCCUGAAGGUGGGGCCUGGGCAGCUGCUGUUCUGAGGCUCAGUCUAUAAGUGUUUCCACUAAGCAAAGGACCCUGACCCCAGGAUGAUAUAAAUAAUUGUAAUAAAAGAACUUCUUUUCUUCUACUUGAUUA